Molecule: messenger RNA, 1009 nt
Organism: Menidia menidia (Atlantic silverside)
Lineage: Eukaryota; Metazoa; Chordata; Actinopteri; Atheriniformes; Atherinopsidae
Source: the annotation of a GenBank genome assembly
GACCUCUGAGGAAGACGUAAUUUUGUAAUUUUGCUGCUGCUGACGUUUAGAAAACAAGUAAGACCCUAAAUAUUUUCACUGGCAAUGAUGUCCAGAUUCCCCUUCUCAGCAUGAGCAGAACCAGACGGACUGUCCAGAGGUGGACGUGCCCUCCGCUGUCUUUUUCACCGUCGGAGUGAUGAGCCUGGCUGAGAACCUCCUGGUUGUGAUCGCCGUCAUCAAGAACAGGAACCUCCACUCACCCAUGUACUGCUUCAUAUGUAGCCUGGCUGCUUUUAACACUACGGCCAGUUUGACGAAAACCUUGGAGAACCUGAUGAUAGCUUUUGCUGAUGGGGGACACCUGGAAAAAAAAGGUCUUUCCGCGACCAAGCUGGAUGAUAUAAUGGACUCCCUUCUUUGCAUGUCCUUUGUGGGCUCCAUUAUCAGUUUUUUGGCCAUUGCUGUUGACCGGUACAUCACUAUAUUUCAUGCACUGCAAUACCACAGCAUCAUGACCAUGCAGCGCACUGGAGCCAUCUUGGGGUUCAUUUGGACAACGUGCGGCGUGUUAGCAAUACUGAUGGUGAGGUUCUUCGAGUUCAGGUUCAUCAUGAUCUGCCUAGUUGUUUUUUUCUUGGUCUCUUUGGCCCUGAUCUGCUUUCUAUACGUCUACAUGUUCAUGUUGGCUCGUGUCCAUGCCAAAAACAUUGCGUCGCUCCCUGCUGGAGGCGGGGGCAAGCGCCGACAGCGGAGGACAUGGGGGAGCAACAUGACAGGUGCCGUGACUCUCACCAUCCUGAUUGGAGCGUUUGUGGUGUGUUGGGCACCAUUUUUCCUGCACCUCAUUAUCAUCAUGAUGUGCCCCCUGAAUCCGUAUUGCGAGUGUUACAGGUCCCUUUUCCAGCUGCAUGUGGUGCUAAUGAUGAGCCAUGCCCUGAUAGACCCAGCUAUCUAUGCCUUUCGAAGUGCAGAGCUUAGAUACACCUUCAGGAAGAUGCUUCUUUGCCCCGAUUGGAAGUUAUGCUCA